Mytilus trossulus (common blue mussel) is the source of this 689-nucleotide messenger RNA. RefSeq lists its product as uncharacterized. Lineage: Eukaryota; Metazoa; Mollusca; Bivalvia; Mytilida; Mytilidae. The transcript has 3 exons. The record is from RefSeq and is a predicted model, not a curated record. Bases 98 to 637 code for a protein of 179 amino acids.
GCGAAGGUUAUUUCUAAAUGUAGAGAAACCUCUGGAUGUACUUUUGUUGAAGUGUUUGUCACAAAAAGAUAAGACUGGUAACGGAUAUUCGGAAACCAUGAACUAUCAUCUGCAUUUUUUAAUGUCAAUAUACUUUGGACUUUUACACACGAUAGUGGAAAGUGGAGAUACUAAAAUGAAUAUGGUGUUGAGAGCCUUAAUGUCUCCGACGCCACUACCAACUACAAUGCCUCCGACGCCAUCACCAACUACAAUGCGUCCACUGCCUUCAAUGCCAAUGAUACCCCAGCCACCAAGAUGUGUUUAUAGAGGACAAACAUAUCGUUUUGGUGAGAUGAUUCAACAGGGACAAUCAGGAAACUGGUGCCAUUUCACAAUGUGUGACCUUUCAGGGCAAAUCAUACAUGGGGAUGACUUCCACUGUUCUACAACUACAUUACUCCCAACUACAAACUUACCACGAACCACAACACCACGUGGAUGUUUCUUUGAAGGGAGACAUUACCAACUCGGGGAACAAAUAUCAAGCGGACAAUCAGGAAACUGGUGCCAUUUUUCAAUGUGUGACUAUUCAGGUCAAAUCCAUGGUGAUGUCUUUAACUGUUUGGCAACCUUACGGCCGACAACACCAACAUAAUACAUUGUACAUAUAGGCUGAUCAGUUCAAUAAUAAACUCAGUCGUUUUUAC